Molecule: messenger RNA, 636 nt
Organism: Prionailurus viverrinus (fishing cat)
Lineage: Eukaryota; Metazoa; Chordata; Mammalia; Carnivora; Felidae
Gene: FGF20
Product: fibroblast growth factor 20
Exons: 3
Coding region: 1-636 (211 amino acids)
Biological process (GO): animal organ morphogenesis; fibroblast growth factor receptor signaling pathway; cell differentiation
Cellular component (GO): cytoplasm
Molecular function (GO): fibroblast growth factor receptor binding; growth factor activity
Source: RefSeq, a predicted model, not a curated record
AUGGCUCCCCUAGCCGAAGUCGGGGGUUUCCUCGGCGGCCUGGAGGGCUUGGGCCAGCAGGUGGGCUCGCACUUCCUGCUGCCUCCAGCAGGGGAGCGGCCGCCUCUGCUGGGCGAGCGCCGCGGCGCGGCGGAGAGGGGCGCCCGCGGCGGGCCGGGGGCCGCGGAGCUGGCGCACCUGCACGGCAUCCUGCGCCGCCGGCAGCUCUACUGCCGCACGGGCUUCCACCUGCAGAUCUUGCCCGACGGCAGCGUGCAGGGCACCCGGCAGGACCACAGCCUCUUCGGUAUCCUGGAAUUCAUCAGUGUGGCGGUGGGACUGGUCAGUAUUAGAGGUGUGGACAGUGGUCUUUACCUUGGAAUGAAUGACAAAGGAGAACUCUAUGGCUCAGAGAAAUUGACUUCUGAAUGCAUCUUUAGGGAGCAAUUUGAAGAGAACUGGUAUAAUACCUACUCAUCCAACAUAUAUAAACACGGAGACACUGGCCGCAGGUACUUUGUAGCGCUUAACAAAGACGGAACCGCGAGAGACGGUGCCAGGUCCAAAAGACAUCAGAAAUUUACACACUUCCUGCCCAGACCAGUGGAUCCGGAAAGAGUGCCUGAAUUGUACAAGGACAUACUGAUGUACAGUUGA